UUUUUCUGAUUAUAGAUAUGGCAGAGAGGAUACACACUAUCUGCUCUAUAUAUAUGAUUUAAUGAGGAUCAAAUUGUUUACAUUGUCUAAGGAGUCUGAAGGUUGUGAUAAUCCUCUACUGGAGGUUUAUAAGCGCAGUUAUGAUAUCUGCAUGCAGUUAUAUGAGAAGGACCUGCUGACAGAAAACUCGUUCCUUCAUUUAUAUGGGUUGCGAAGGGCUGGUUUUAAUGCUCAGCAGCUUGCUGUUGUUUCAGGGCUCUGGGAAUGGCGUGAUGGUCUUGCACGUGCAGAUGAUGAGGGGCCUGGUUAUGUAUUGCCAAAUAAAAUUAUUCUUGAAAUUGCUAAGCAGAUGCCUGUCAUUAUAAGCAAUUUACGGAGAAUAGUAGGAAGGUCAAAGCUCCCAUAUGUUGAGCGCAGCCUUGAUGUCAUUGUUAACAUUGUCAGACAUUCUAUGCAAAAUGCUGCUGCCUUUGAAGAGGCUGCACUACGUUUGAAGGAAGAACAUGCGGCAAGUUUGUCAAAUGUAGUACCCAUUAAGGAUGGAACUGAAGUACCUCAGACGCAAAACUUAAAGAUUGGAGGCGCAGCAACAGAAAGCAUUGGAGUUGAAAAUGACACCUGUAUUGAUAUCUCGGAGAAUUGUUUUUCUCCUGACCUGGAGGAGGAAUGUUUUCAGCAUGAAGAUAAAGAUGGACAAGGAAAAGUUAUUGCACUCUCUACAGCGAAGGGCAAUGGAGAGGUGCUAAAACUGCCUACUGGAGCUAUUGAUGCUCCACUUCUGGGCUAUCCAAUGUCAGAAUGGAAGCCACGCCCCGACAAAAAGGUCAAGGAGGAGAUCAAGCUAGAACAGAUUGAACCAUCGGACAAUCUUCCAUCCCUUUUUGUUUUGGACAAUAGUGAGAAGCUAAAACUAGCAUCUGAAAAAUCAGACCCACAGAAGAAACCCGUUUCAGGUUCAGUUUCUACCUGCUCCCCUGUUGGGGUUGUAACGGUAAUGUCUGAUUCAGACUCGGAGGAUACGCCGCAGCUAAAGAACUCCAACAACUACCCAGGAAAAAAUUCUCUUGUGCCCAGGAAAAGAAGAUAAAAUAUGAGCCAAGGUCUCAGUCUGAAUUUUUAUCAAAUCUUGUGACAUUGUUUUCAGAAACAACUUAAAUAGAGAGGAGCUGGAGACAACCGAAGAAGAAUCCAGUGGCUUUUUAGCAGCUUUCUUUUGACGUUGAAGUGGAAAGGAGACAUGUCUCCCUUUGGAAAGGACAUAGAAAAUGCAUUUUACCAGAGCGAACGUGACUCUAGCAAAAUCAAAAACUUCAACCCUAAACGUGGGGAAGAAGCAGUGAUUUUUUUGACAAAGUAAUUGCUGCGAGGUAGAUGUUGGGUGUUUUCAGCUUCUGGGAUGCAAGGGCAGCAUUUGGGUGAUUAACUGAAAUUAGGUUGCAGCAUUAUCUUCCAUUUACAGAGAAAAACUGGUGUUGCCAUUAUCGGUAUCUUUGAAUAGUAAUGAAAAAUAUGAAAAACAGCUAUAUUUCGUUUUGCA
Molecule: messenger RNA, 1537 nt
Organism: Vigna umbellata (rice bean)
Lineage: Eukaryota; Viridiplantae; Streptophyta; Magnoliopsida; Fabales; Fabaceae
Source: RefSeq, a predicted model, not a curated record